Molecule: messenger RNA, 1232 nt
Organism: Galdieria sulphuraria
Lineage: Eukaryota; Rhodophyta; Bangiophyceae; Galdieriales; Galdieriaceae
Product: lysophospholipase II
Exons: 4
Coding region: 79-936 (285 amino acids)
Molecular function (GO): hydrolase activity
Source: RefSeq, a predicted model, not a curated record
AGAACACCUAAAACAAGUAUAAGAGCACCCAAUAAAUAAGGACCUAUAAGAACUGGUUGCUUCCAUUGAUGACGAUUCAUGCGAAGCACAACGUUUGUCAACAAUUUUCGAUCUGUAUUUUCUACGAGUGUCUUAGGUGGUACUUCCCGUUGUCUGUUUUACGACUAUCAUCGUUGCAAGAGAAACUGGUUGGUUAGAAAGUCACAAAGAGUUGUUUCUUUCAGGAGUUGGAUGUCAGCGGUGGAUUCUUCUGCUUCAGUUAGAGUGAUAUCUUCAAAGAAGGCACAGGAUAGUACUCUUAUACUAUUACAUGGGUUUGGAAGUUCGGCUUCUGAUUUAGUGGCUCUUGCAGAAAGUGUUGCUCCUCCGAGUACCAAGUGUAUACUUCCUGAAGCGCCUCUUCUAAAUGAUGCGCCGUUUCCAGUUCGUGGUUGGUUUUCGCUGGAUUUGACUUCACAUCUUUGGUAUCGUUGUUCUGACAAGGAAGGACUUGAGAGUACCCUAAAUAGAAUAUUUAGAAUAGUGGAGGAUGAAGUAGAAAAGAGAAUAUCUUUGAACAGAAUUUUUAUUGGAGGCUUUAGUCAAGGAGGAGCAGUGACUUUGAACUGUAUGUUACGUUCUCCAUACCAAUUAGGAGGCUUUUUCGCAGCUAGCUCUUGGCUAGUAGGUGAGGAAGAAUAUCCAGCAAAGUUAUCAUCGACAAACCUUGAAACACCAUUGUUUAUGGGACAUGGAGAGGAUGACGCUGUAGUGCCUUUUGCUCUAGGAAAACGUUCUGCGGAACUCAUCCGUUCCUUUGGUUUGAAAAAUAUUCUGUUUCGUAACUAUCCGAGAAUGGAUCACUUUAUAAAUGAACAAGAGAGGCGAGAUAUUGAAAGUUUUCUAAGUAGUUGCUAUUAUGAUAGGUCGGUUUCGAAGGAAUUUCUUUCCCAUUAAGGUUUUGUUGGUUGGCGAUAAGUUUUCUAUAAAAAUAUCUAGUCGAAAUUAGAAGCCUUUUAAUUGCGUUAUGUUCAUUUGAAACUGCGAAAUUUGAAAGAGAAGAUAUGAAUGAAUAUCCUUGAGAACCUGUUUGUCAUCCAGUUGUGCAUAAACUGUCCACUUAAUUUCUUUGAAAUUACAAUGUAUUUAUUCGAGUCCACUAUAUAUAAUAUUGAAAAGCAACCUUGAACAUUGAUACCAGACAUUACAGAUAUAUGCCAUUGUCAAUGGUAGAUAAAUUUUCCAUUAAGAUU